CUGGAGACCAAAGGAGGGCUCGGCUGCUCGGAGCAGGGAGGGAGCUGAUACUGCGAGGCUGCACCUCGUCUAGUCCUGACGCUGGAUUCACACAUCAGAACCUUCAGAAAGCUCACGUUUUUCCCAGCUCUUUUCACACAGAAUCACUUCCUUUGUCUAGAGGAGGGGGUGGAGGAGGAGACGGAGGGCGAGGAGGGAGGGGCCCGCCGGUGCCGCCGCCGCCCCCAUCCCUGCCCCUCCCGGUGUGCAGAGCCCGAUUGUCACAUUACUCCCGCGCCUGGGGCGACAGAGGAGCGGACAGAGGAGCGGGCGCUGGAGUUGAGUCCUAGCCACUUACCACCCCCAUCACCCCGGACCUGUCAGGGCAGCCCUGGAUUCUCUAGGCACCUCCGGGGGGAGCGAGAGAUGAAGGCGUCGAGGUGCGGGGGCACUGGUACAGGGCGGCUCAGGUGGCCAGGAACAGUGCCAGCUUUGGUGUGACCUUGGGCCGGGCUGGGAGCGCUGCGGCGGGAGCCGGAGGACGAUGAGCUGCCGCGCGGUGCCCAGAGCCCAGCCCUGCCCGGCGCGGCCCCGGAACUCUGGGCGGCACCGCGUGCUGGGAACUUUGGGCACCGCCUCUGGGACCCCCUGCCGGCCAGCGGGCAGGAUGGUGCCCUCCUCGUGCCCCGUGGUGCCUGUCUGCUGAUGUGCCCAGCCUGUGCUCGCCAUGUCGCACUCCAUCUCGGCCUUCCAGGCCGCCUAUAUUGGCAUCGAGGUGCUCAUCGCCCUGGUCUCAGUGCCUGGGAACGUGCUGGUGAUUUGGGCUGUGAAGGUGAACCAGGCGCUACGGGACGCCACCUUCUGCUUCAUCGUGUCGCUGGCAGUGGCUGACGUGGCGGUGGGGGCCCUGGUCAUUCCACUGGCCAUCCUCAUCAACAUUGGGCCACAGACCCACUUCUACACCUGCCUCAUGGUGGCCUGCCCUGUCUUGAUCCUCACCCAGAGCUCCAUCCUGGCCCUGCUGGCCAUUGCCGUGGACCGCUACCUCCGUGUCAAGAUCCCUCUCCGGUACAAGACGGUGGUAACCCCACGGAGGGCGGCAGUGGCCAUCGCUGGCUGCUGGAUUCUCUCCCUUGUGGUGGGCCUGACACCUAUGUUUGGCUGGAACAAUCUGAGUAAGGUCGAGAUGGCAUGGGCAGCCAACGGCAGCGUUGGGGAACCUAUGAUCAAGUGCGAGUUCGAGAAGGUCAUCAGCAUGGAGUACAUGGUCUACUUCAACUUCUUCGUCUGGGUGCUGCCACCACUGCUCCUCAUGGUCCUCAUCUACCUGGAGGUCUUCUACUUGAUUCGAAAGCAGCUCAGCAAAAAGGUGUCAGCCUCCUCUGGUGACCCGCAGAAGUACUACGGGAAGGAGUUGAAGAUCGCCAAGUCGCUGGCCCUCAUCCUCUUCCUCUUUGCCCUUAGCUGGCUGCCCCUGCACAUACUGAACUGUAUCACCCUCUUCUGUCCCACCUGCCACAAGCCCACCAUCCUCACCUACAUUGCCAUCUUCCUCACGCACGGCAACUCAGCCAUGAACCCCAUCGUCUAUGCCUUCCGCAUCCAGAAGUUCCGGGUGACCUUCCUUAAGAUCUGGAGUGACCACUUCCGCUGCCAGCCAGAGCCCCCCAUUGAUGAGGACCUCCCUGAAGAGAAGGUGGAUGACUAGGCUGCAUCUGCUCCCUCUAGCCCAUGUCUAGCAGGCUUCAGACCAGACCUCACCUCCCCACUGUCCCUCUGGUCUUGCUGGGCCUUCCACAACUGGGCUGUGGCUAUGACACGGGGAGGCUCUGAGGAGAUGCCCAUGGAGCAGGGGCCUGUCCACAAGAAGUUAAUGGCCCUGAGUCUUGAGGAUCAGGAGCAGGCUUGGGAUGGUAGUCCCAGGGGAAAAGAACCAGAUAGUAUGAGGCAAGAGGAAAGUGUUCUGAGCCCCUGUAUCUGCCCUACCAUCCCAUGUGUGGUCCAGUGAUCCAGGGCUGGGCCUGUGCUAGGCAGGACAGCAGAGGAAGCUUUGGGGCUGGGCAAGGAUGUUCAGGCCCUUGAAGCCACGUAAGGGAAUCUACUGGUGUUGGGAGUUGGUGGUGCAGCCCUGCCUGGGACCCAGCUUCAGGACAGGAGGGGAUCCCUCCCAAAAUGGAGGGAUGGGAGAAAUGAUGACUUCAUCUGGUCUUACUUUCUUUACUGCUCUCUAGAAGGAGGCCAGGAGCAGCUAAAGGGCAGGAAUCAAGGAGCAUCAGUUGCCAACUUCAAAGAUUCUGCAUUUUGAUGAUGACAGGGUCAGGGUGCCUGCUCUCCUAACCCUGGGAAGCCUGGGAUUAUACUUGAGAGAGGCAGAAGGAGCGGUCUGGAAAUCAUUUCUCACAUUUGCUUUAUUCUCCACCAGCCCCUGGAUUCCCAGUGGGGCCUCCAAACCCUGGGGAGUGUGGUUUUGUAGCCACUGGCCUCAAGCAUCCACCAGGAGGCAGCACCGAACUCUCCUUGCCCUGAGCGUCCAAGGAUCCUGGAGGGUAACUUCCUGUCUUCCAGGCCACCAUGUCCCACCAGCUCUCAGUGACAGGCCUAGACUGUCUGAAGAGACACCAUCACUGCUGCCUCUGGGGCCGAUGGAGAAGAAAGAUUCAGUUCUUGGGAGCAUGCAGCCCUCUUUGGGGAUGGGGCAAAGGAAAGAAACAUCUGGAGGCUGACUCCUGGGCUGGGGUGUGGUGGGCUGGAACAGAGCAGAAGGGACCACCCUCCUGAGCGUGUGGGCAGGGCUCUUACUGGCAUUUAAAAUCCUAAAGAGCCCUGGCAUGUGGCUUACUUUGGGGGGAUUUCGGAAACUGUGGUACAGAUAGAGCCCAGGCCUGAGGUUCUGAGAUAGAUGAACUCACCCCAUGCCAAGAGCCCUGAGCCCCAUUGUGGGGGGAGGGGUGGGGAAGAGAUGGUUGUCCAGUUCGUGGGUUCUGAGUGUGACUGACUCCAGGCUUCUGCCUCUGUUGGAGAUGGGGUGUCCCUGGCUCCCAGUGGAGGCCCGUGUGACUAAUAAAAGACCGUGAACCUUCA
This is a messenger RNA of Chinchilla lanigera (long-tailed chinchilla), 3060 nucleotides long. RefSeq names its product adenosine A1 receptor (gene Adora1). The coding region runs from base 707 to 1687 and encodes 326 amino acids. Lineage: Eukaryota; Metazoa; Chordata; Mammalia; Rodentia; Chinchillidae. The transcript has 4 exons. Gene Ontology annotation, cellular component: membrane; dendrite; synapse. Gene Ontology annotation, molecular function: G protein-coupled adenosine receptor activity. Gene Ontology annotation, biological process: G protein-coupled adenosine receptor signaling pathway. The record is from RefSeq and is a predicted model, not a curated record.